Loxodonta africana (African savanna elephant) is the source of this 1075-nucleotide messenger RNA. RefSeq names its product olfactory receptor 2A7. Gene Ontology annotation, cellular component: plasma membrane. Lineage: Eukaryota; Metazoa; Chordata; Mammalia; Proboscidea; Elephantidae. Bases 143 to 1075 code for a protein of 310 amino acids. Gene Ontology annotation, molecular function: olfactory receptor activity; G protein-coupled receptor activity. The record is from RefSeq and is a predicted model, not a curated record. The transcript has a single exon. Gene Ontology annotation, biological process: G protein-coupled receptor signaling pathway; detection of chemical stimulus involved in sensory perception of smell.
AUACAUCACACUCACUGCAGGUGUUUCUGAAUAUCUCCCUGCAUCACAAAACAAACAAACAAAAUAUCAAAGAAGUUAACAUAAGUUAGUUUUUAAGCACUUAAACCUUGAAAAUUAACUCAAUUUCCUCUCUCAUAGGGAUAUGGGAGACAAUAUGACAACUGUCACAGAGUUCAUUCUCCUGGGGUUUCCCCUUGGCCUGAGGGUUCAGAUGCUCCUAUUUGGGCUUUUCUCCCUGUUCUACGCCUUCACCCUGCUGGGAAACGGGGCCAUCCUGGGGCUCAUCUCACUGGACCCCAGACUGCACACCCCCAUGUACUUCUUCCUCUCCCACCUGGCCAUCGUCGACAUAGCCUACGCCUGCAACACGGUACCUCAGAUGCUGGUGAACCUCCUGAGUCCCACCUCACCCAUCUCUUUUGCUGGCUGCGUCACACAGACCUUCCUCUUUUUGACUUUCGCUCACACGGAAUGUUUUCUCCUGGUGGUGAUGUCCUAUGAUCGCUAUGUGGCCAUCUGCCACCCCCUCCGGUACUCUGCCAUCAUGAGCUGGAGGCCCUCCCUUACUCUGGCAGUGACUUCCUGGAUUUUAGGAGCACUCCUUGCCCUGGUGCAUCUAGUGUUGCUUCUGCCACUGCCCUUCUGUGGACCCCAGAGAGUUAAUCACUUUUUCUGUGAAAUCAUAGCUGUUCUCAAACUUGCCUGUGCAGACACCCACAUUAACAAGAUCACGGUCUUGGCUGGGGCAGCGUCUGUGCUGGUGGGACCCUUCUCCUCCGUUGUCAUAUCCUACAUUCAUAUUCUAUGUGCCAUCCUAAAGAUCCAGUCUGGGGAGGGGCGCCAGAAAGCCUUCUCCACCUGCUCUUCCCACCUCUGUGUGGUUGGACUCUUUUAUGGCACAGCCAUUAUCAUGUAUGUUGGACCCAGAUAUGGGAAUCCCAAGGAGCAGAAGAAAUACCUCCUCCUGUUCCACAGUCUUUUCAAUCCCAUGCUCAACCCCCUGAUCUACAGCCUGAGGAACAAAGAAGUGAAGAAUGCCUUGAAGAAGGUGCUAGGCAAAGAAAGAGCUUCAUGA